GGGUGUAAGGUAACUUGUAUCAUAUUCUGUUUCAUCUCCUCUUCUCUUUGCAUUGUCUUUCUUUAUCCUUGUUUUUGGUAUCUGGUUUGAUAAUCAUGGCUGUUGGUGAGGUUUUUCUCUCUGCUUUCCUUCCAGUGCUGUUUGACAGAUUGGCUUCCCGUGAGUUCAUAGACUUACUACGCUUCCGGAAGUUUGAUGACUUGCUGGAAAAGCUGAAGAUCACAUUGCUGACUGUUACAGCAUUGCUUAAUGAUGCUGAGGAGAAGCAAUUCCAUAGCCCUGCAGUGGAGAAGUGGCUGCACAUGGCUAAAGAUGCUCUUUAUGAUGCAGAGGACAUAUUGGAUGAGCUUGCUACUGAAACUUUGAGGUAUAAGCUAGAAGCUGAAUCUAAGGCUGGCCCAAAUCAGGUAUGGAACUGGAACCUUAUCUCCUCCCCUUGUAGCACUCCAUCUAGUAGAGGGAUAGAGUCAAAAUUGAAAAAAGUUAUUGAGAAGUUAGAAUUGAUUGCCAAAUAUAAAGAUGUUCUUGGUUUAAAAGACAAUGUUGGGGGAAGAUCAUUUGGGUUUAAACAAAGAUUGCCAACAACUUCAUUGGUAGAUGAAACCUGUGUUUAUGGCAGGGAUCAUGAUAAAGAUUUGAUAAUUGAGCAGCUACUAAGGGAUGCACCAAGCAGUAAAAUUGGUGUAGUUCCUAUAGUUGGUAUGGCAGGUAUUGGUAAGACAACUCUUGCUCAAAUUGUUUACAACAACGACAGAGUAGAGAAGCAUUUUCAUUUAAGAAUUUGGGUCUGUGUGUCUGAUCAGUUUGAUGUAGUGAGGGUAACAAAAACAAUUCUUAGGUCAGUCACUUUGAAACACACCGAUCUCAAUGACUUAAAUCUGCUUCAAGUUAGUUUGAAAGAAAAAUUGGUUGCGAAGAGAUUUUUGCUUGUUUUAGAUGAUGUUUGGAACAAGAGAAAUAAUGAUUGGGAUCUAUUAUGGAAUCCAUUAAAAACGGGGGCCAAAGGAAGUAAAAUAUUAGUAACAACACGCAAUAAGGAUGUUGCAUCGAGCAUGGGGACAGUUCCUGCUCAUCAUUUGAGAGUUUUGUCAUUUGAAGAUUGCUGGUUAUUGUUCAGGAGCCAAGCAUUUGAGAACAUAAACAAUGAAGUUUACCCAAAUUUGGAGACAAUUGGUAGAAAGGUUGUGGAGAAGUGUGAAGGCUUGCCCUUAGCAGCUAAGAGACUGGGAAUCCUGUUGCGCUCCAGACAAGAAGAGAACGAAUGGAAAGACAUAUUGAACAGGAAAAUAUGGGAUCUACCGGAUGAUGAAAGUGAUAUUCUUCAGAGUCUAAGGCUAAGCUAUCAUCACCUUCUUGCACAUUUGAAGCAAUGUUUUGCAUACUGUUCUAUAUUCCCUACGGAAUAUGAAUUUGACAAGGACACACUAGUUUUGUUAUGGAUGGCAGAAGGAUUUGUGCAGCAACCUAAGGCUAAGAAAAGAGUGGAAGAAGUGGGUGGAGAAUAUUUUCAGGAGCUAGUAUCAAGGUCAUUCUUUCAAGUAUCUAUCAACAAUAAAUCACAAUAUGUAAUGCAUGGCCUCAUUAGAGAUUUAGCUCAUUUUGUUUCUGGAGAAUUUUGUUUCAGAUUGGGGGAUAGGCUGAAGGAUGGUAAUCAAAACAGAAUUUUUGAGAAGGCUCGUCAUUCCUCAUACAUUCGUGGCAGACGUGAUGUGCUCUCAAAAUUUGAGCCCUUUCAUGGAGUUGAAUGCUUGCGCACCUUCCUACCCUUAGAUCCAACAGGCCUGAUUGGAAUCAGCUAUUUGGCUAAUAAAGUCCCUAGAGAUCUCUUGCCAAAAUUAACAUAUCUACGAGUGUUGUCAUUUAAUGCUUGUCGCAUCACUCAAUUGCCAGAUUCCAUAGGUGACUUGAAACAUCUACGCUACCUGGACCUUUCUCAUACGGCAAUUCAAAGUUUACCUGACUCCACAGGUACUCUUUGCAAUUUACAGACAUUGAUCCUAUUGAAUUGUCGGUCUCUCACUAAGUUGCCUGCAGAAAUGGGGAGCCUAACAAACUUACGACAUCUCCGUAUUAGUGGAAGCAGGUUAAAAGAGAUGCCACAGCAAAUUUGUAGAUUGAAGAAUCUCCAGUCUUUGUCUACUUUUGUUGUGGGUAAAGAUGUUGAGUCAGGAAUUAGAGACUUGGGGAACAUGCUGCAACUUCAAGGAUCACUUCUGAUUUCAGGACUGAAAAAUGUUGUCAGCUUUACUGAUGCAAUGGAGGCUAAUCUGAAAAAUAAGAAAGAACUUGAUCAAUUGGUAUUACAAUGGAGUACCAGCUUGGGAGAUCCAAUUAAUACUGUGGAUGAAGAAGUAUCACACAAGCCACAAGUUCUGAGACUUCUGAAAGAUCUUAGCCUUGGAGGCUAUAGUCGUAAAAGAUUUCCAAGCUUUAGGGAAACCAUGAAAGCUUAUGAACAAGAACCUAUCAAGCAAACAUUGGAACGGAGCUACAGUUUAGAUGAUUCAAGAAAUGAAACAGUUGAAACGGAUGUUCUUGAGAUGUUGCAACCACACAAAAACAUGAAGGAAAUCAUAAUCAAGGACUUUGGAGGUACAAAAUUCCCAAGUUGGAUUGGAUCCCCUUUGUUCUCUAAUCUGAUUCUUGUGAGACUUAGUAAUUGUAGAAAUUGUAGUUCUCUGCCACCACUUGGGCAACUACCCUCUCUCAAAAACCUCACAGUGGAAGGAAUGGAUAGAAUAAAAAGAAUAGGGAUUGAGUUCUGCGGGGAUGGGUGUUCUUCUGCUAUGCCUUUUCCAUCCUUGGAGACUUUGAAGUUUGACAGCAUGUUACAAUGGGAGGAGUGGUCUUCUUCUGGAGUUGAAGGUAGGGAGGACUUCAAUAACCUGCAAAAUAUUGAGAUUCGCAACUGUCCUAAGCUAACAAAAUUGCCUCACCACUUUCCUGGAUUGAAAAGAAUGAGUAUUAAGGGGUGUGAAGAAUUGGAAACUCUACCAAGUGUUUUGACUGUUGAUGAUAGCUUAGAACAAGGCAGAGAAUUCCCAUGCCUUCUUGAGCUUUCUAUGUUGGCAUGUCCCAACUUGAGAGAACUACCUCAUCUCUUUCCUUCCUUGGCAAUGCUUGAAUUAGAUGGAUGCCAAGAAUUGUUAGAACUUCCAAGGCUUCCUUCAAUCCAUGAACUAGAAGUAAAUAAGUUUAAUGACAGGGUGUUACGAAGUAUAGCUAAGCUUACCUCGCUUACCUACUUGCGUAUGUGUCAUAUAUCCAAGAUCAAAUGUUUGCUUGAAGAGUGUUUUCAAAAGUUAACAACUCUUGAAGAAUUACGGAUAACUCAUCUUAACGAACUGAAAACUUUAUCCAAUGAAAUUGGAUUGCAAAAUCUCCAAUGCCUUCAACGAUUGGAGAUUUCAGGAUGUCCAUUAUUAAUAGAGUUGCCACAAAGGUUAUACGAACUUUCAUCUUUGAAGGAGUUGAGGGUCUCAGAAUGUCCCUCGCUUGUGUCCUUUCCUGAAACAAGCUUACCUUCAAUGCUCAUAGGCCUUGAGAUCAUAGAUUGUGAGGCUUUGCAAGUCCUACCUGGGUGGAGAAUGCAUAACAAUGAGAAGGCAUCUCUUUUACUUGAAUACUUGGUAAUUGAAGGUUGUUCUUCUCUCACAUCUUUACCAAGAGGCCAAUUGCCAAGCACGCUAAAACAACUUGAAAUCCAUAACUGCAUGAAUUUGGAGUCAGUUCCAGAGCAGAUGAUUCAUAACGAUAUUUGUCUUGAAUUCUUUAUGAUUUCAUUGUGCCAUUCUGUUACCUCCUUCUCAGAAAGUACAUUUGUGCUUUCCACAGUCACAUCCAGCACUGCCAUGAACCUGAAGGAGCUCAUUAUCAACAGUUGUUCAAACCUCAAGUCAUUACCUAGAGUCCUACACAACCACACGAAUCUCGAUUACUUGGAAAUAGUUGAGUGCCCAUUGCUUCUGUCUUUUCCAGAACCUGGCUUGCCACCCUUGCUCCGAUCAAUGAUCUCAAAUUGCAGUAGUCUCAAGUCCCUACCAAAUCAGAUGUACAGACUCACAUCUCUUCAAGAACUGCACAUAGAUGGUUGCUCAAGUCUUUUUUCAUUUCCCGAGGGGGGUUUACCAUCCAAUCUGUUGUCACUUUCAAUCUUAGACUGCGAGAAUCUCAAGCCUUCAUAUGAGUGGGGGCUGCACAGACUAACUACUCUCAUGGACUUCUCUUUUGGUGGAUGUCAGGGGUUAGUAUCAUUUCCUGAGAAGUGGUUGCUGCCCACCAGUUUAUCCUCUCUUUGUCUUCAACGACUGCCAAAUCUUGAAUCCCUGCCCAAGGGACUGCAAAACCUCACCUCUCUCGAUAAUCUGGACAUAUGGGAAUGUGACAGGCUUCAAAGCUUGCCAGACAGCUCAAAUAGUUCAGAAUUUGAAAUUUUGGGAUGCCCUUUGAUAUACAUUUAGUUGAGAAACAAAAAGUUCCAUCUACAUGCAUUUGAGUAGUCAUUGUUUUGCUAUCUAUCAUCUUCCUAUAGUAUUUCAUGAACCAGCCAAAGAUUCCCAUACUUGUAAGAAGAAUGCCUGGCCUGCCUACUUGCUAUGGUGUGUUACUUUGACCCAAGAUAAUCCAAUAGCUUGCAAAGCCUCCGUCAAAGAAUAUUACUGGUUCUUGCUGUGCUCUCAGAAAUAAGAUGAAAAAACAACCAGUGAGUUCUUGAUUGUGAGACUUCUACUUACUUGACACCAGUGCAGUGGUAACAAUUCAGUGUAUUUAUUUAUCAACAAUUGAUUGUGAGCUACACUAUUUUUUGCAGUUAUUUUUUUUCCCAAUCAACAAUUGCAAUUUCUAUUCA
Quercus lobata is the source of this 4849-nucleotide messenger RNA. RefSeq names its product putative disease resistance RPP13-like protein 1. The transcript has 2 exons. Lineage: Eukaryota; Viridiplantae; Streptophyta; Magnoliopsida; Fagales; Fagaceae. Gene Ontology annotation, molecular function: ADP binding; protein binding. The record is from RefSeq and is a predicted model, not a curated record. The coding region runs from base 96 to 4460 and encodes 1454 amino acids.